AUGGCGCUGUCCACCAGCCGGCACCAAAGAGGGCGAGAGGAAGCUGAGUGCAGCGGGAAGAAAAUGUCAUCGCGCUCAGACAGUGGUAGUGGGGAAGACUCGUUAGAUCGGCUCCUGCCUGGCUCUCCUAUCACGGCUCCACGCAGGAAAAGCACAUCCCAGACUAAGACAGAGCCUCCCCUGCUUCGCACCGGCACACGCACCAUUUACACAGCCGGCAGACCCCCCUGGUAUGAUGAGCACGGUGCACAGUCCAAAGAGGCCUUCGUCAUCGGGUUGUGUGGGGGCAGUGCUUCAGGGAAGACCACGGUGGCCAAUAAGAUCAUUGAGGCUCUGGAUGUCCCCUGGGUAGUGCUGUUGUCCAUGGACUCCUUCUACAAGGUUCUGACCCUUGAGGAACAGACCCUGGCAACCAGUAACGACUACAACUUUGACCACCCAGGGGCGUUUGACUUUGAGCUGCUAGUUGCCACCGUUAAGAGACUCAAACAGGGCAAGAGCGUGAAGAUCCCAGUGUAUGACUUCACUACACACGGCAGACAGAAAGAUUGGAAAACUGUGUAUGGUGCAAGUGUGGUCAUCUUUGAGGGGAUCAUGUCCUUUGCAGACAAAGAGCUUUUGGAGCUCCUAGACAUGAAGAUCUUUGUGGACACUGACUCAGACAUCCGGCUGGUACGUCGGCUUCGCAGGGACAUCACAGAGCGCGGGCGGGACAUCGAGGGGGUCAUCAAGCAGUACAACAAGUUUGUGAAGCCUGCGUUUGAGCAGUACAUUGAACCCUACAUUCGACUGGCAGACAUCGUUGUGCCACGAGGUGGUGGUAACAUGGUGGCCAUUGACCUGAUUGUCCAGCAUGUCCACAAGCAGAUGGAGGAGCGUGAGCUCAGUGUCAGGGCGGUCCUGGCCUCGGCCCAGCAGACUCAGCCCCUCCCCCAGACCCUCAGUGUGUUGGAGGGUACGCCUCAGGUUAAAGGCCUGCAUACCAUCAUCAGGAAUCAGGAGACCAGUCGAGACGAGUUCAUCUUCUACUCCAAGAGGUUGAUGCGCCUCCUUAUUGAACAUGCUCUAACAUUCCUGCCCUCUCAGCCAUGCACGGUACAGACCCCACAGGGCCAGGAGUAUGAUGGGAAGAGAAGCUUCAGUGGAAAAGGGAUCACAGGUGUGUCUAUCCUGCGGGCAGGGGAGACCAUGGAGCCUGCUCUGAGGGCUGUGUGUAAGGAUGUCCGCAUCGGCAAGAUCCUCAUCCAGACCAACCUGGACUCAGGAGAACCAGAGUUGCAUUACCUGCGUCUGCCAAAAGACAUCAGCGAAGACCAUGUCAUUCUAAUGGACAGCACUGUGUCUACAGGCGCUGCAGCCAUGAUGGCUGUACGGGUCCUAUUGGACCACGAGGUGCAGGAGGAGAACAUUGCGCUGGUCUCUCUGCUCAUGGCAGAGUUGGGGGUGCACUCGGUGGCCUACGCCUUCCCCAAGGUCAAAAUCAUCACCACAGCUGUGGACAAGAGUGUUGAUGACUUCCUGCAAGUCAUUCCAGGGAUUGGGGACUUUGGGGACCGCUACUUUGGGACAGAUGGUGGAUCAUCAGGCUGGAGUGACGAUGAGGAACAGGAGCGCCCCAAACAACAAACAUGA
Salvelinus namaycush (lake trout) is the source of this 1632-nucleotide messenger RNA. Its product is annotated as uridine-cytidine kinase-like 1. The transcript is spliced from 15 exons. The record is from RefSeq and is a predicted model, not a curated record. Bases 1 to 1632 code for a protein of 543 amino acids. Gene Ontology annotation, molecular function: kinase activity; ATP binding. Gene Ontology annotation, cellular component: cytoplasm. Lineage: Eukaryota; Metazoa; Chordata; Actinopteri; Salmoniformes; Salmonidae.